AUGUCGACCUUCGGCACCAACUUCCGCGUCACCACUUACGGCGAGUCCCACUGCCGCUCCGUGGGCUGCAUCGUUGAUGGCGUGCCACCUGGGCUCCCCCUCACAGAAGCCGACAUCCAACCGCAGAUGACGCGGCGGCGACCCGGCCAAUCUGCGUUGACGACACCGCGCGAUGAGAAAGACCGCGUGGAGAUCCAGUCUGGUACAGAGUUUGGAAUCACGCUGGGCACGCCGAUUGCCAUGAUCGUGCGUAAUGAGGAUCAGCGGCCGAAGGACUACGGUGGGAGCACGAUGGAUUUGUACCCACGGCCUAGUCAUGCGGACUUUACGUAUCUGGAGAAGUACGGCGUCAAGGCGAGCAGUGGUGGUGGACGGUCGUCAGCGAGAGAAACAAUCGGCCGUGUCGCCGCUGGCGCCAUCGCGGAAAAAUACCUCUCCGUCGCGCACAACACGUCCAUCGUCGCCUUCGUCUCCUCGGUCGGGCCCGAACACCUCUUCCCACCCACGGCCUCGCACCCCUCGCCCAGCACGCAGCCCGACUUCCUCAAGCUCAUCUCGACCAUCACGCGCGCCGACGUCGACGCCUUCAUCCCCGUGCGCGCCCCCUCGGCUUCCGCCUCGCAGCGCAUGACCCGCGUCAUCGAGCAGUACCGCGACGCCCACGACAGCAUCGGUGGCACCGUCACGUGCGUGAUCCGCAACGCGCCCGUCGGCUUGGGGGAGCCCUGCUUCGACAAGCUGGAAGCCACGCUCGCGCACGCCAUGCUCUCCAUCCCCGCCACCAAAGGCUUCGAGAUCGGUUCCGGCUUCGACGGCACGCAGAUCCCCGGCUCGACGCACAAUGAUCCCUUUGUGCGCGACCCGGCGGAUCCGACUCGGCUCGUGACGGCGACCAACAACUCUGGCGGUGUGCAGGGCGGGAUUUCGAAUGGGGCGGAUAUCUAUUUCCGCGUGGCGUUCAAGCCGCCUGCGACGAUUGGGCAGGCGCAGCACACGACUCGCUUUGAUGGUGAGGAGGGUGUGCUGGAGGCUAAAGGGCGGCAUGACCCGUGCGUGGUGCCGCGUGCGGUGCCUAUCGUGGAGGCGAUGGCGGCGUUGGUGGUCAUGGAUGCGGCGCUGGGCCAGUACGGACGCGAACGGGCGAGGAGCAUGUUGCCGCUGCAGAAGGGUGUGAUGCCAGUUCGGGGGAUGGGCACGGACGCACGUAAGGAGGAUGUGCAGAGGGUGGUCAAUGGAAUAGAGAAGCAGGAACUGUAG
This is a messenger RNA of Cyphellophora europaea CBS 101466, 1257 nucleotides long. RefSeq names its product chorismate synthase. Lineage: Eukaryota; Fungi; Ascomycota; Eurotiomycetes; Chaetothyriales; Cyphellophoraceae. The coding region runs from base 1 to 1257 and encodes 418 amino acids. Gene Ontology annotation, molecular function: chorismate synthase activity; FMN binding. Gene Ontology annotation, cellular component: cytosol. The record is from RefSeq and is a predicted model, not a curated record. The transcript has 2 exons. Gene Ontology annotation, biological process: aromatic amino acid biosynthetic process; chorismate biosynthetic process.